AUGGCCGACGACCCGCCUCCCUCGCAGCCCAGCUCCCACUUCCCCAUCGAGCCCGUCUCGGCAUCCUUGCUCGCGGCACGCGAACGUCGCCGAAGAGAUGCUCUGCGGCGCCGGGGCGCCGUCUUGACGGGAUGCCGGGAAGUUGACGACGGGGCUCUCCUCGGGGGCCUCGAGAGGGGCUGCGUGACGGGAAUCAGUGCCGAGGAUGAGAGUUUUGGCAUGCGGCUUGCGUUUCAGGCUGUGGCGCGGAGCCUCGUUGAGGGGGGCCAGAGAGCUGUGAUCCUGACGACGCUGGCGGCUGCGGGUGUCCUGCCGCUGCUGCGGGAUGCGGUGCGGGCGAGGCUGCUGCAGGUUGGGAAGCAGGGGGAUGAGCUGAGGGCUGCGAUCAGGGAGUGCCUUGGAAUGGUCUCUAUGGCGACCGUGUUCGAUCUGGAGGGGGUCUGGGAGGUGUUGGAUGAGGUUGACGGCGAUGAGACACGAGAGACUGUGGGAGACAAGGCUGCCGGCGACAUUCAUGGAGCCGGUCUUGGUGUAGGAAGGGACGCAAGUCCAGUCGGGCGAGAUGCGAGCCUCGAGACUGAGCUGAAAGAGACGACGAACGAAGACGAGUUGGUGGCCAAGAAGACGGCCAUCAUUGACGCCAGGGACGAAGAUAUGCUGCCGCCACCAGCAACACAAAAGAUCCAGACGGACGAGAGGGUCGUCAUGCCGGAGCUGAACCUUGGACCGGCUGAGAUUGCGGACAGUGAAGACGAAGAUUUCGGGUCGUCACUUUCGUCCUCGCCAUUGUCGUCGCCGCCGGCAUCAAGCUCGGGCAGCGUGCCGGCAGGUCUCGAGUUGAACGAAGAGGAGAUCGUUGCGGGUGGUGCUCUCGACGCCGCCUCCUCGCCCAUGUCUUUAGCCGGAUCUUCAGCCAACUCUUCAACCGACUCUAUUGAUGCGGUUCUACGAGUACUGGCUCCCUUGGAUGCGUCGGCAGUCAAGUUGGGAGAUCCUCCCCGCCACAGCGACGCAGUGACUUCGAAAGAAGUGGUGUCAAGCAGUCCAGAAAGCCCCCCUGCAGUACACCCUCCAUCCCCGGUGCGCAGCGAAACCCCCUUGCCGGCGACGGCUGAAAAGCCUACAGUCACGAUGGAUACUUCACGGGUCGCGACCUCGAACGCACCCAGACGUGCAACGUCGACUGCACCAGACAUCAUCGUCAUCACCCACUUCUCGACUCUUCUCACCACGCUAUUCGCACGCCAAGACAAGUCUGCCGCCCACAACAGCAUCAAUCUUCUUUCUUCCCAUCUAUGCCACCUAUCGAGAACCCUGCCAACCAGCCCCCUCAUCCUCCUCCUCAACACCACUGCCCCUUCUUUACCCGGCACAGCCGCCCCAGCGGUCGACACACCGUCGCGCAAGCCCUCUUCCCGCCCCCUAGACCCGACGCUCCGCUCCGUCUUCAACCCUCCGCCGUUGACCAUCGCUGGCUACCAAAGCGCCGCCUCCCGCCGGAACAAGCCCAGUUUCGGUAUGGUCUUUGCACAGACGCUUGACCUACACCUCUUGUGUACCCGUGUGCCGCGCAGCGCUGAAGACGCUGAGAGGAUCUUCGGCGACGCGCCAGGCGACGCGAGGUUUGUCUGGGUGGUUGAGGUGCUUCUCGAUGAGAUUGGCGUGUGGGGCCAAGGCAAAGGGCCGCGGCGGUCAAGAGAACAAAGAUGGGGGGCUGUCGAUGUCGUCGGGGGGAGCGUCGUGGAUGCAUUUGAGCCGAAAGCGCCCGCUGUGCCCAAGGAGAUUCGACUCGCUGCCGGGUUCGGAGGGCCAAGAGUAUGA
Verticillium dahliae VdLs.17 is the source of this 1821-nucleotide messenger RNA. RefSeq lists its product as uncharacterized. NCBI's taxonomy places the organism in Eukaryota, Fungi, Ascomycota, Sordariomycetes, Glomerellales, Plectosphaerellaceae. The coding region runs from base 1 to 1821 and encodes 606 amino acids. The transcript has a single exon. The record is from RefSeq and is a predicted model, not a curated record.